AAAAGAUAUUCAUUGUAACCUCCUGUGUUGAUGCAUGGUCUUUUUAUGGCAUGGCCAAAAAUUCGCCGGUUAAUGGCUCCAUAAAUUUUAUUAAACAAUGGCAACCAUAUUUUUUGGAUUUCGCUGCAAAGCUAAACUUGUACACACCAGUCUUUUUAGAAAUUAUGUAACAAUUGCUAAAAGAGAAUUAGAAGUACCAACAUUUUGUGAUGUGCAUAUAAAUUUGCCAUAUAAUUUAGUGGUGAAACCCCUAAAUAUUCACAAAUAUCACAAUCUCGAUAAGCUGAUAAUUCAAGUUCAUCCAAGCAUAGAACAGAAUGUAGAGCAUGAUAUUGAUGGAAAUCAAGUAAAAAUAUUUAACAAUAAGGAAGUAAGUCACGAUAUUCCAAAUGAUAUAUUUUGCAGUGUUAAAGCACCAGUUAAAGCCAAUGUCUAUGUUAACUCAGAAAAAGAUAUUAGCAUUGGCUAUUUUCAUGGUGACAAAUUGCAUCUAAACACUAAUGAAGGCAAUAUAUUUAUUGAUAAGUUUCAAGGAACGUCUGUAAAUUUGAAAACUAACAACGGCAACAUACGUCUCAAGGAAUUUAUACAAGCUUCGACGAUAACUGCGGAAAUACUUAAUAGUGGUUCCAUAAGCAGUGGAAGACUCCAGGGUUUAGACCUCAAACUUAAAACUAAUAAAGGAAAUAUUUCCGUCGAAUCUGCAUAUUCUUAUAAAAGUUUGUUCGAAGUUGGAAACGGUAAUCUUGAUCUUCACAAUAUUCAUAAGACGUGUACAAUUUUGCUUAAGAAGGGGUAUAUGUACUUGGCUGGUUUCGAUGGUGGUCUCGACGCACUUAUAGAAAAUGGUCACGCUGAUAUCCAAUUAGCCAGAGUGACUAAAGACUCGGAAAUAAACCUCCAGAAUGGUGCUCUAAACCUUAAACUAGCCGAUGCUUGCCAAGAUUACGUCCAAUUCAAGAUUCAGGCUAAAGACUGUGAUGUAGCUGAAAAUAUCAAAUCAACGAUAAACAGACUUGGAGAUGUCAUAAUUUUGACACCGGAUAUUAAUGAAGAUAAUACGGUUUCCGUCAGUUGUGUCAAUGGUGCAGUAAACGUUGAAAGCGCUUCCUGGCAAGAUAUGAUUAAGCUUAAAUUGAAGAAAUAAUUUAUUUGUAACGUUCUUCCAAAUUUAAUAUUAUAUUAUUUUUAAUUAUGAAUUUGCUGAACAUCUCAUUUAUUUAUAAGUAGUAUAGUUUAUUGAAUUUACAAGUAUAGGUCUUGUAUUUUAUGUGAAAUAAGACUGUCGAACGGGUUUACCAACUAUAAGGAUCUUAAUGGAGAAUUAAACUGAUGUAUAUUAUACAUACAAUUUUUUUUAUGUA
Anoplophora glabripennis (Asian longhorned beetle) is the source of this 1364-nucleotide messenger RNA. RefSeq lists its product as uncharacterized. The transcript is spliced from 5 exons. The coding region runs from base 98 to 1147 and encodes 349 amino acids. The record is from RefSeq and is a predicted model, not a curated record. NCBI's taxonomy places the organism in Eukaryota, Metazoa, Arthropoda, Insecta, Coleoptera, Cerambycidae.